Molecule: messenger RNA, 2357 nt
Organism: Cimex lectularius (bed bug)
Lineage: Eukaryota; Metazoa; Arthropoda; Insecta; Hemiptera; Cimicidae
Gene: Taf6
Product: transcription initiation factor TFIID subunit 6
Exons: 11
Coding region: 364-2043 (559 amino acids)
Biological process (GO): RNA polymerase II preinitiation complex assembly; transcription initiation at RNA polymerase II promoter
Cellular component (GO): transcription factor TFIID complex; SAGA complex; SLIK (SAGA-like) complex
Molecular function (GO): transcription coactivator activity; RNA polymerase II general transcription initiation factor activity; protein heterodimerization activity
Source: RefSeq, a predicted model, not a curated record
UGCUUCUAUCGAAAAUCUGCGAUACGACGACCAGUUUUGUGACAAAAAUGAACGUCUAAAUAGUCUGUUUUGCGUAAGGACGAUUUUUCUUUUGAAUAUCCGCUCUUUAUCGAGUAGAGAUCCGGUGAAGGACAUUUUUCAAUGGAAGAGGAAAAUUAUCGAGGGAAUGAUGAAAUGAUGGCAAGACUGGUUUGUUUGGAAACGGGUGUCUGAGAGUCGAGACUGUUUCUCGCCCGUGUCUUACGACGAGUGUCCGACUGGGCUCGUCUCAAAGCCGGCUUGGUUUAUUUAUUUGUUUUUCUUCUCUAUUUUCUUUCUCUUUCUAUUUUCACUCGUCGGGCUGCGGUCUCGCCCUCGGCCGAGAUGAGCUCCUCGCUCGCCGAGACGAACGUCGGCUCAAACAUACCGCUCGAAUCCGUGAAAGUGGUCGCCGAGAGCAUCGGCAUCAGCACCCUCUCUGACGAAGCGGCCAAGGAACUCGCGGACGACAUCUCAUUCAGGCUCAAACACGUCAUUCAGGAUGCCGCAAAAUUUAUGCACCAUGCAAAACGUCAAAAAAUGAUGACCUCGGAUGUGGAUCAUGCGCUCAAAAUUAAGAAUAUCGAGCCUUUGUAUGGGUUCUAUUCAAAUGACCACAUUCCGUUCAGAUUUGCAUCUGGUGGUGGGAGGGAGUUGUACUUCAACGAUGAAAAAGAAAUAGAUUUGUCUGAACUGAUUACUGGCCCACCGAUCAAAUUGCCACUCGAGGUUUCCAUUAGAGCGCAUUGGCUUUGCAUUGAUGGAGUGCAGCCGACCAUCCCAGAGAAUCCACCGCCCGUCUCUAAAGAGAUGCAGAAAGUCGAGGCCAUUGACCCCAUAUCGAAACUCAAUAAAUCAUCAUUGGAAAAGAACGACACGUCCGGGAAGCCGACCAUCGGAAAAUUCCAUAAACUGCGUAACGUCGAGACUGUUCAUGUCAAGCAGCUGGCCACGCACGAACUCUCUGUAGAGCAGCAGCUUUACUACAAAGAGAUCACCGAAGCGUGCGUCGGGUCUGAUGAGGCCAGGAGAGCAGAAGCACUCCAAAGUUUGGCCUCUGAUCCCGGUCUCCAUGAAAUGCUUCCUAGAAUGUGUACAUUUAUCAGUGAAGGCGUUAAGGUCAACGUAGUUCAGCAUAAUUUAGCUCUCCUCAUCUACCUCAUGAGAAUGGUCAAGGCUAUAUUAGAAAACCAGUCACUUUAUUUAGAAAAAUAUCUUCAUGAGUUGAUACCAUCAGUAGUGACUUGCAUAGUGAGCAAACAGAUGUCCAGGAUGGAGCUGGACAACCAUUGGGCUUUGAGGGACUUUGCGGCCAAACUGAUGUCGCAAAUCUGCAAGAAUUUCAACACGUCGACAAACAACAUACAGACGAGGAUAACAAGAAUGUUUGCUUCGGCAUUAAGCAAUGAUAAAACGCCGCUUUCAUCAUUGUACGGUGCUAUCGUCGGUUUGAACGAGCUAGGAAGUGAUGUCGUGAAAAUUUUCAUCUUGCCCAAAGUCAAAAACCUCUUAGAGAGGAUCGAACCUUUUAACAGAAGUGAAAAAAUUGCUGUUACGCAUAUCAAGAGUUUAUUAGUCAAAUUGCUAACACCCAUUCUCAAAUCAACAAGAAGCCCUCCCGACAACUAUGAAGAAUACAAAGCGGAAUUUGGUUCAUUAGGAUCAAUUUUACAUUCUGCAGUAGUUAAAGCGAGGAUGUCUUCAAACCCGGCUCAACCAUUAACAGUGAACCAGCCGACGAUAAUACAAUCAAGUGGGAACGACUUACUCCUGGCGCACCAACCACCAGCAAGGACAAUAGUAGUUGGCAACUCCAACCAGCCGCACAUACCGAACGUUGCAACUGGCAACUCGCAGAAAUUUGUCAUUGUCUCACGACAGCCAUCUUCGCCUUCACCAACUCAGACCAUGUUACGCUUAACCAAGACUGCUUCUCCAUCCUUUAAUGAGAUUAUUCAAUCAAUACCUACAAAGCAGAUUACUCAGCAGCAUCAUAACAUUAAAAUAGAAGAAGACCACAUUUAACAAUUACUUUAUUUAAGUACAGACUUCAACUGAAAUGAUAGAAGCUUUUUGUAAAUAUUGUAUAAAACAAAAUAUGUUAGUAUUAGUUUGAUCUAGAAUUACUUUAUUUUGUAAUUGUAUUUCUAAAUUUAUUAAAAAAAACUUAGGCAAAAAAUCUUCGUUUUUGAUUUUACAGCAAAAAUUGGGGGUGUAAUUAUCAUGUAUUGUUAAGCGGACCAAAGUAUUCUGAAUUGAUUGAAUAUCAAACUGAAUAAGAAUCAAACAAUGAAUGUGCACACACAGACAUCUUGGAAAAACUUCUGUGUAAUUAGUAA